CCUCGGACUUCGCUCGCGUAUUAUACACGUCUCGUUUGCGAUAAAUUAUAUUUAUCGAUAACCCAUUCGCAUCACUAGUGCGCGCUCGAUUUUGAUUGACAUUGUGAUGUUGUGAUUUUGCCACGUGCAAGCCUAGAAAAAAAAGUUGUCCGUGUAAAAAAAAAUGACACAUGCUUAUGGAAUACAGUAUUUUAUGUAUUUCACUAUAAAGUAAAUAUCGUGGUUGUGCUUAUCCUGUCAUCGCGGUUAGUUAUCUCGCCAAGUUAGAAUCUCAUCAGUAUUAUCAUAAUGCUACAAUCCUUAUUGCUCGUCGCCGUGCUAUCAGUCAGCCGGGGAUCAAACGUGAACAGAAACACGGCCAUUUUUGUGGACAACAGAAUAAGACAUAAUGCCAUAGCACCAAGCGAACCGCUGAAAGUAUUCGCGCUAUUCGUUCGGCCGCGGCCGUUCGUUGCGCACGCGCCGGGCACGUCCGUAGAGCUCACGUGCGAAGCGUACGGCUCACCAGCGCCAUCUAUACACUGGUACAAAAACGAUGCUCCCGUUUACGAGCACGACUUAGAAUCAAACGAACACAUCGACACAAACCCUGAGUCGCUCGCGAGGGUGGUCUCAACCCUUCUCGUCACGAAGACUGAAACAGAAGACCUUUACAGAUGUGUGGUUAAGUCUGGGGGGAGGAUGAAGAGCGCCACGAGUAAAGUUUACAGAUCAAUAGAUGGCGACGGCGGCACGGAGAUGCCCGAGCGAUCCCGACUCAAUCCAUUAGCGCCACGGAUCCUAGUUACCUACAAGGCGUACGUGGACCAAAUCGGAAACAGAGUUGUAUUACCAUGCCGUGUCCGAGGCCAUCCUAGGCCACACAUAACUUGGACUCACAGGGGGAUGAUGGAUACAAAGGAGGUUAUCGUCAAAAAUGGACCCAGAAUGAAGGUGCUAAGGUCAGGCGAGUUAGUGCUUUCACCCCUGCGUUGGACCGACAUCGGCAACUUCACGUGCCGAGCGUCCAACGUGUUCGGCGAGCAGCUCGCCACGACCUUCGUGUAUCCAGCUAAACCCGAGUAACGAUCCUGUUUGUGGUUACAAGCGUCAAUUAUACUUAAUAUGAAGUUCCUGUAAUGACUAAGUUUAUCAUAAGGAAACUUUCCUUGAACGCGGAGAAUGCUGCCAGUGAAGCAUUUUUGUAAAUAGCUCGCGCGCGCUCUGUACUCUCGAAUAUUAUCUCGAUGAGUAUAAAAGUUACAUUUCGUUCGUUGAAUUGUGGCCGAAGUUAAAUACUUUUUUUUUUAAGACAACAUUGUGAAACAAUAAACAAAAAUUGGGAUGUUACGCAAUCAAAUAUUAUUUUUCAAAUGUGGUAUAUCGUCCCAUUGGAGGUAAAUGUUGAGGGAUGAAACAUCUACCCAUACAAUGCAUUUUUUUUAUCAUUUGAAAACUUAUUUUACUGCGCGUUUUAGAGUCGCUUAUCUGAUUUGUAGUCUGCCUAUUUUUUUUUUUAAUUUUAUUGUUGUAUUAUUAAAUAUUAGAUAUUAAAUUUUAAUAAACGACAUCUUUAAUGCCGAAAAACAAUGUAUUAUUUAAAUGAAUUUAACACAUGUGAUUAUAUGAAAAUACUUAUUGUGUAGACUGUGAUUCAAUAUUGAAAUACAAAUAAAUAUUUCGUACAGUG
Molecule: messenger RNA, 1669 nt
Organism: Plodia interpunctella (Indianmeal moth)
Lineage: Eukaryota; Metazoa; Arthropoda; Insecta; Lepidoptera; Pyralidae
Product: neural/ectodermal development factor IMP-L2-like
Exons: 7
Coding region: 289-1065 (258 amino acids)
Biological process (GO): dendrite self-avoidance; homophilic cell-cell adhesion; axon guidance
Cellular component (GO): plasma membrane; axon
Molecular function (GO): cell-cell adhesion mediator activity
Source: RefSeq, a predicted model, not a curated record